AUGUCGUGCUCGACUGUGGCGAUUGACUUUGCUUGGAGGCAGCUGGCGGCCAUCAGUGUCCUUACUGGCCUGGAGGCGGCCGAGAUCUACGACGCCUGGCUGGAGGGUACCCGCCACGCUCUUCUCGAGUUGCACAGCUGGGUCGGCAGGGCUCAGUCAGUGGCUCUCCUUCCGUUGAUCGAUCUCUUGACGACCCUCCAUUGCGGAUCGGUGCAGCCAGUGGGAUCCGGCACCAUUGCUCCACGGGGCACUUCAGUGUUGUCUGCAGAAGAUGCUCGGUCCGAGGUGAUUUCGACUAUCUUGCGCUCUCGGGUGCAGCUGGCUUUGGUGCUGCCAAUGCAGGAUCCACAUCGGAAUCUGCGUGAGCUGGUUGCAGCUCACACGCUGUCGGACAUCAUGCGCUCCAUCGGCGAGGACCGGCAUUCAGGUUUCUUGAUGUGCAGAAGGUUGUCGGAGCAAGCAACCGCCUUGCGCCUCAAGGGUCUGUCUGAGAUAGCGCCCGCAUGUGUUCGAGCCGAUGUCGUUUCUCUUGAGGGUGUCCGUAGCGCGGGUCUUGCGUUGUUGAGAGAGGGAGUGCAGCGAUGGCAGCUUGAAAUGUUACUAGCGGCUCCGGGUGAUGGAGCGGUGCUGGCAAGACAUCGAGCUGAUUUGCCGCCAGUUCGGAAACGGCAACGGGCGUCGUUCGACUUAGCUAUGCAGGCUGCGGCACCCAGCGAGCGAGCGAGGGCGCUGCAGGAACUUGAUGAUGAGGUCCUCGCCAGGACGACCAUAGGACCCAUGGAGUCCCGUCUCCUUGUGUGGAGACGCCUCUGUGAGGCGUGGGAGGUCACAGCCUUCCCGCUCGACGACAAGAACGUCCGUGCUGUUGGAGCAUCUCUGAAGAGGGGUCGGUAUCGCUCAGCGGCCCAGUAUUAUUCUGCUGCGGUGUCAUUCCAGGUCCGUCGUCUACACAUAGCACUUCAGCCGUACAUCAAAGCUCUGAUACGGGAUUGUGUGAGGUCCAUCAAGCGGGGCCUCGGCCCUUCUGCCUUGAAGGACUCCUUUGACGUCUGCCUUCUCGCACCUCACGUGCAGCCGGGCACCGAGUUCGAACCUUUCUCCUGGCAGGACAUGGCCGCGGCCACAGAUGCUCUGCUGGUCGCAUCCUACUGGUGUAUGAGGGAGAUUGAAAUGGCCGGAGCUUCGUCGGAUCAUCUUUACUUCAGGUCAGGAUUGGCUCUGCUACUUCUCCCAGUGCACAAGACCGCGGCCAGUGGUGCGCUGACGGAACGGGGUUUGGCCUGCGGGUGCUCUGCUCGGCAGCACCCUCUCUGCCCGGCCUGUGCAGCUCGCAGGCAUGUGCAGCGAUUGGAAAUUUUACAAGGAACGCUUGAUGCCCGGACCUUGCCUCUCUUUCCCGGGGAUCGUGGACAGGUGUUGGAGAAGCGCGAGGUGGUACAGUAUAUCAGGGACACCUUGCGUCGGGCAGGCAUUCGCACGACCCGACCGGACGAGGUCGGCCGAGAAGUGGACCGCUUCGGCGGCCAUGUCCUCCGUGUCUCUGGCACGCAGCAUUUAUACCUGCUGGGUCUCCGCUGGGACCUUGUUCAGCUUCAUGGGCGAUGGUCCUCAGUAGCCAUCCAGAAGUAUCUGCAGGAGGCCCCGUUGCUGCAGGUGCCAGGCACUGUCGCUCAAGCACUUUCCUCCGACGAUCCAUUGCCGCCACCGCGACUGCGAGUGCGGGUCGCUGCUGACGACGCGAGUGUGCAAGCUCGCGGAAUCGAAGGCGAUCUUGAGUCUUGUGCCCCUCCGGCCAAUGGUGGAUCGGAGCUGCGUGGCCCAGCCCAGCAGGAGGCGGCGGCUCUUCAGAUCGAGUUUCGACCGAUGCGGGACGCCAUGGAGGCCGUGGAGACCCUCGUGGUAAACACCAGGACACGGAGGGCCCACAAGCCCGAUUCGAACGAACAGACCACACAGCAGGCUCUCUGGACCACCUCUUGCGGCAUAGCUUAUGGCAACUCACGAUUCUUCCGGACGAGGAGUGACAGACCCGAGUGGGCGCGGUGCAAGCGGUGCUUCCCCAGCCAGGAUUUGUCAGCAGCAGACGACAAUCCAGAGUCGGAUCCCGAGAGUGCCGGGAGCUCUAGCUCCUUGGACUCUUCUUCGUCCAGCUCUUCCUCCGAUUGA
This is a messenger RNA of Symbiodinium sp. CCMP2592, 2166 nucleotides long. The record is from the annotation of a GenBank genome assembly. Lineage: Eukaryota; Dinophyceae; Suessiales; Symbiodiniaceae.